GAAUUCCAGACAGAGUGGGGAAAACCCGCCCCGCGGUAAAUGCAAAGUGCAAGAACUGUCGAUCGAACUCUAAAACAUAUGUGCAUCUUGUAGCAUUCAUAAACUGAUUUAACUGUGCACCUGUUCAUCUUUGGUAAAUGCCAGUGUCAGGAACAUGCCGCCUGUGAAUUCUUUUAGCAUACUCCAGACAGAACGUAUAUACCUACAGCAGCGCCUGCAACUGAAAGGUACACGUCUCUUAGAAUAUCUUCUCGAGAAGAAGGUGAUCACUCCCACACAACUGGAAGACAUCCUAGAUAUUCCCCAAACCAGCAAGAAAAUAACAAAACUGCUUACGUUGUUGAUGAAGAGGCCAGCUCACGAAUUUAAACAUUUCAUGAAGGGACUUGAAGGGGAACAGGAUCAUGUUAGGGACUAUCUUCAAGAGGAGAGGGCAGCAUCUUCAGAAGAAAAUAGUAACACUGAUGUGGAAAUGGCGGAGGACCCGGAACCUAUGGAUGAAUACACUGAAAAAGACUGUGGCGAUGAUAGUGAUGAGGAUGGAAGCGAGGGCAGUGACACCGACGAAGACAGCGGUCAGCCACUGAAGCUUAUAAAAGAUUUCAAGAUGGACCCUCAGGAGCAGGAUGUGACCUUGCAUGUCAAGGUCCUUGAGGUGAACAAGUGGAGGAAAAGUCCAACAAGAACCAGUUCAGGGCCACUGUGGCUGAUGCCACCUCAGCUGUUGACAUUUGUGUGAGGAAUGACAAACUCUUUGACAAGUUCAAACUGGAAUGCUGCAUUAUUCUGAGAAAUGUCACCUGGAACGGGAAGGUUUUAUUCACUAAGCCCUCUUCUACAGCAACCUUUGCUUCGGAGAUUCUGGUGCCCAAACAUGUCAUCGCCAAAGCAUUUGGGAAAGGUGACCCAGUGCCCAUAUCAAAAGUCCGCACUCUGCCUGAUAUGUCCUGGAUUAAAUUGAGAGGAAAGAUUGUGAAGCAAUCCCCUCUCAGAAAAAGGAAGUGCUAUGGGAAGGUGUUAUCAUAUCGCCAAGUCAAUCUGAAGGAUGAUACUGGUUCUGUCUACGUGGACGUGUGGGGCGACAGCGCAGAGCAGAUGCAAUCAAGCAAGGUUGUUGAGGUAGAAUCUUGCAAGAAGCGACAAACUUCAAGUCCUGAUGACCCAUGGGUCACCACAACAACCAAGUCUUCAGUAAAGUACCUACCCUCCACACAACUAAAGCAUAUCCGGAAGGAUCGUUACCAAAGAGGUACGCUUGUCGGGAUCGACGUCACACUGUACAUGUCAUGCCCAACCCCCCGAUGUUUCUGUUACCAACUGACAGACGGGCUAUGUGAGUCGUGUCAGCGUCAGAUCCCAGACCAGGACCAGGAGAGCUAUGGAAUGGCCAUCAUUGACGUCCUGACACAGAAAGGAAACAUUCACUCACUGACCGUUUACUGGCCAGAGCUCCUCCAAUUCUUCCGAUUGUUCAAGAAGACCCCACCAGGGCGUGAUAAGGAGAAGAUCGUCAAAGCCUUUAAUGAUCUGGGGAACAAGACCGUGAGAUACCAGGCAUGUGGGAUUGUCAGCAAGUUUAAACGUUAGACUGAAAUACAGUCCUCGGAGUGUCAGGUGCUGGCAAAUAUGUCAACUUUCAUGUUACAUGGGUCAAAGACCUUUAGCCGAGAUGUAAUAUGGAGCCUUGAAAUGGAGUGGUUUAUUUGUCACGUAGUGAUUGUUGUUAUUUUAAGAGGAUGCCUUUUGAGUUCUAAGUGUCAGCGUACUAAAGAUUCAUAUUUUGCACUGUGUAUUGGUACAAAGAAGAUUACCAAGAACAUUUGCUGACCAGGUGGACAGGGAACUUUCUUCCUGUCGUGAGUCACUUUUAUCUGUUAUAUGGGUCAAAGAGCCUUUAGCAGAGAUUUAUAAUGAACAGCAAAAGAAACGCAACUGGGUUUUUUGGUCAAGUUUUUAAAUAGAAGACAUAAACAUGAACGCUUACUUUUAUGAGAUUUCAUUUUUAGAAAACGUGCGUUUCUUUUGCUGUUAGUAUAUUAUGGAGCUUUCAAAUAUGUUGAUGAAUUUUUAUGUGCUGCUGCAUGUAUUUGCAAGUAUUCAUUUUUAAUAUAUUUUAAGAUUUAUGAGCUUUAAGUCUCAAUGAGCUGUAGAUUCAGUAUUUAGUGAAUUGAUACACAUAUCUGUGUUGGUACAUUUGCAAGUCUGACUAAGCAGUCAGUAGAUGGUGAACUUUCUUUCUGAUAGGAAUCAAUUUUACGAAGAUUGUAAUUUCUAGUCCUACAUCAAGUCUUCACAUAUCUAUUGUUUAGGGACUGUUCAUAAUUUAUGGCUGGUGUGUGUGUGUGAUGUGAUAUGAUUUUUAUGGAGAAGCAUGUACAAUGUAAAUGACCCCCCCCUAAAAUCUAUGUACAAAAUAAGUGACAUCC
Messenger RNA from Haliotis rubra (blacklip abalone), 2426 nucleotides. RefSeq lists its product as uncharacterized. Lineage: Eukaryota; Metazoa; Mollusca; Gastropoda; Lepetellida; Haliotidae. The transcript is spliced from 6 exons. Bases 943 to 1587 code for a protein of 214 amino acids. Gene Ontology annotation, biological process: regulation of apoptotic process. The record is from RefSeq and is a predicted model, not a curated record.